Morus notabilis is the source of this 2354-nucleotide messenger RNA. RefSeq names its product protein CYPRO4. The record is from RefSeq and is a predicted model, not a curated record. Lineage: Eukaryota; Viridiplantae; Streptophyta; Magnoliopsida; Rosales; Moraceae. Gene Ontology annotation, molecular function: protein binding. Gene Ontology annotation, cellular component: nucleus; cytoplasm. The transcript is spliced from 2 exons. Bases 180 to 2093 code for a protein of 637 amino acids.
UUCAAAUCCUCAACGCUCCGAUUUUAAAAUUCGAAUUUACCGCUCUCCAUAACCCCGAUUCCCAAAUUCUCAACAUUUCAUUUUCUCCACCUUCACAUUUUGACCAUAAUUUUUAUCUUCUUCUUCAAUUAGCCCCAAAUUUCUCUCUUUCUCCGCAAGAAAACCGCUUGGAAACGACCAUGGGCGGUGCUCACAGUCGCGAGGAUCUUGAAAUCUCCGACUCCGACGAGGAGGAACAGACGGACGGGGAAGAAGACAACUACGAGGACGCCGAAGACAAUGGAGAGGGAUCUUCCGAGCGCCGAUCCAAAACCCCACCCUCCAUUGACGACGUGGAGGCCAGGCUCAAAGCUCUCAAGCUCAAAUACUCCCCCGCCCAAAACCCUAAUCUCAAAAACGCCGUCAAGCUCUACCUUCACAUCGGCGGCAAAACCCCCAAGGCCAAAUGGGUAACCUCCGAAAAGCUCACUUCUUACUCUUUUCUCAAGACUUCUCGUAUUGGAUCAGGCGACGAUGACGAUGGCGAAGAAGAAGAUGAAGAUGGAGAAGGUGAAGAUUCUUGGUGGGUCUUGAGGGUUAGUUCGAAGAUUCGAGAGAAGGUCUCUGCGGAACUGCAAUUGAAGACUUUUGCGGACCAGCGUCGCGUUGAUUUCGUGGCCAAAGGUGUUUGGGCGAUGAAGUUCUUCAACGACGACGAUUACAAGGCUUUCGUCGCCAAGUUUCAGGAGUGUUUGUUCGAGAACACGUACGGGUAUGAGGCCACGGAUGCGAACAAGGUUAAGGUUUACGGGAAAGAUUUUAUGGGCUGGGCGAAUCCGGAGGCUGCGGAUGAUUCUAUGUGGGAAGAUGCGGAGGAUAGUUUCGUGAAGAGCCCCCAGUUGGCGACGCCGUUGAGGGAGAAUCAGGAUUUGAGGGAGGAAUUCGAGGAGGCGGCGAAUGGGGGUAUUCAGAGCUUGGCGUUGGGCGCAUUGGAUAACAGUUUCUUGGUGGGUGAUUCCGGCAUUCAGGUUGUGAAGAAUUUCAGCCAUGGAAUCCAUGGGAAAGGCGUUUAUGUCAAUUUUGAUCGCGGCAGUUACAACCGUGGUCCGAGUUUGGCGCAAUCAACUCCCAAAAAGGCUCUGCUUAUGAGGGCGGAGACCAAUAUGCUACUCAUGAGUCCUUUCAAUGAAGGGAAGCCUCAUUCCAAGGGGCUUCAUCAUCUUGAUAUCGAAACGGGGAAGAUUGUUACUGAGUGGAAGUUUGCAAAAGAUGGGACUGAUAUUGCAAUGAGGGACAUUGUAAAUGACAGCAAAGGAGCCCAGUUGGAUCCUACAGGUUCGACAUUCUUGGGAUUGGAUGACAAUAGGCUGUGCAGGUGGGAUAUGCGAGACAAGAAUGGGAUGGUUCAGGACCUUGCGGCUGGGGAUGGCCCUGUUUUGAAUUGGACGCAAGGGCAUCAGUUCUCUAGAGGGACUAAUUUCCAGUGCUUUGCAAGCACUGGCAAUGGCUCAAUUGUUGUUGGAUCGCUUGAUGGGAAGAUCCGGUUGUAUUCGAGCAGUUCAAUGAGACAGGCGAAGACAGCUUUUCCCGGUCUUGGCUCGCCUAUUACACAUGUGGAUGUUACGUUUGAUGGGAAGUGGAUUUUGGGCACGACUGAUACCUAUUUGAUACUUAUCUGCACCCUUUUUAUUGACAAGGGUGGGAACACAAAGACAGGUUUCGCUGGUCGUAUGGGAAACAGGAUAUCGGCUCCAAGACUGUUGAAGUUGACUCCUCUGGAUUCACAUCUAGCUGGAGCUGAUAAUAAGUUCCGUAAUGCGCAGUUUUCUUGGGUCACGGAGAGUGGGAAGCAGGAGCGUCAUUUGGUGGCAACUGUGGGCAAAUUUAGUGUGAUCUGGAACUUCCAACAGGUGAAGAAUGGCUCGCAUGAGUGCUACCGCAAUCAGGAGGGCCUGAAGAGCUGCUACUGCUACAAGAUUGUCCUCAAGGAUGAUUCCAUCGUUGAUAGUCGCUUCAUGCAUGACAAGUAUGCAGUCACCGACUCACCUGAGGCCCCGCUGGUUAUAGCCACCCCCAUGAAAGUCAGUUCCUUCAGCAUUUCCAGCAGGCGAUGACGUUCAAAGUCAUGAUCCUUUCUUUACUUUGUUAUCUUUCUCAGCUUUAUUACUGAAGUUGCAAACGCUUUGUUUAGAACUUCAUGGGUGUACCGUAGAUUGUUUGUUUAACUAGGCCAUUUAAAUUACUGAUGAUCUCUAAUUGUACUCUCUUGUGCCAAGAAGAUCCUAGAAUUACUUUUGCAUUUGCGAGUUGUUCUGAACUUGUAAUUACUUCUAGCUGUGGUAUUUUUUUUUACCUCAAGAAAUUGUGAUGACAGU